This is a messenger RNA of Ipomoea nil (Japanese morning glory), 522 nucleotides long. RefSeq names its product pectinesterase inhibitor-like. Gene Ontology annotation, molecular function: enzyme inhibitor activity. Bases 1 to 522 code for a protein of 173 amino acids. The transcript has a single exon. The record is from RefSeq and is a predicted model, not a curated record. NCBI's taxonomy places the organism in Eukaryota, Viridiplantae, Streptophyta, Magnoliopsida, Solanales, Convolvulaceae.
AUGGCAUUUCACUCCAAACAAUGCACGAUCUGGUUUUUCUUGGCACUGGUUUUUCUGGUUUGCCAAACCUCGGCAGCCGCCAUAGAUCGUGUCCAGAAGCUCUGUGGCUUCACGACAGACCCCCCUCAAUGUCUGCAACUACUAAGACCCGACCCACGCACGGUUAACGCCACCUACAAACAGCUCGGGAACGUAUCUUGGGAGCUGACGGUGGCGGCCACGGCUUCCGCGAAGGACCUGUCGAGGUCUCUGCUGGAACAGGAGAAAGAUCCGAAGGUGAAGCCGAGGUUCGCAGGAUGUCUGGAGGCGUACCAAAAUGCCGAGGCGUGGUUAGGGGAGUGCGCUAAGGAGAUUUAUAAGGGCGAACCGUAUUGUUUGCUUCAGCUGUUCGGUGAAAAUCGGACUUGCCGGGAGAUGUUUAAGGAGCCGCCGGCGGAACCCACCGCGCUUAAGAAUGUGGGUGACAAGGUGGAUUUGUUAGGGAAUAUGGUGAAUCUUGGGAUUACUCUCAAAGAUUAUUAG